AUGGACGAUAAUAACAAUUUUAGCGCUGCAGAAAUCCAACGUCUCUAUAAACGUUUUAUGAAACUAGAUAAAGAUAAGUCGGGUGCUGUUGAUCGUGAAGAAUUUCUCUCCAUUCCGCAGAUUGCAAGUAACCCACUUGCGUCGAGAAUGAUUGCCAUAUUUGAUGAGGAUGGUGGUGGUGAUGUCGACUUUAAGGAAUUUUUAUCUGGACUAAGUGCAUUUAGCGUAAAAGGAAAGAAGGACGAUAAAUUGCGUUUCGCAUUUAAGGUAUAUGACAUGGAUCGUGAUGGGUAUAUAUCUAACGGUGAACUGUUUCUUGUAUUGAAAAUGAUGGUUGGUAAUAAUCUCAAGGAUAAUCAACUCCAACAAAUCGUUGAUAAAACUAUAAUGGAAGCUGACAAAGAUAUGGAUGGAAAAAUUUCUUUUGAGGAAUUUUGUUCGAUGAUUGAAUCAACCGAUAUAGCAAAAAGCUUAACGUUGACAGAAUUCUAG
Molecule: messenger RNA, 492 nt
Organism: Ambispora gerdemannii
Lineage: Eukaryota; Fungi; Glomeromycota; Glomeromycetes; Archaeosporales; Ambisporaceae
Source: the annotation of a GenBank genome assembly